Messenger RNA from Pocillopora verrucosa, 1783 nucleotides. The record is from RefSeq and is a predicted model, not a curated record. Lineage: Eukaryota; Metazoa; Cnidaria; Anthozoa; Scleractinia; Pocilloporidae.
UAUGUGAUACAAAAAAAAGACCUCGAGCUAUUUUGUAUUCAAGUCGCGUGACAAUCAGGUGACGAACAGCGAAAAUACCAGCGAAGCAUUUUCGUUUUAGUAAAGGAAUUGAAGGAAUUAACCGUUUUGAAGAAAGAGAGCCAAAAUGGUGGAUAACGGAGAUUCUGUAAAGGGGUCCGUUCAAGAUUCGCUUGAUGAUAAAAAGACGUUACCAACCCCUUUUCAAGAGACUGGUAAUCGACAAGUUUCAGAGCUAGCCCCUCAUCGUCAACCACGGGGAAUUGAAGCUGAAAAUCCAUCAGCAACAAAAAAGCUGGCCGAAGUAAUAGCAGCCCUGCUUGUACUUAUGUUUAACUUGCCGGGGGGAUCCUUCGCCAUUGUUCUGAGUACAGCGCGUACAGUGGUUCAAUAUAUGCAAAUACCACCCGUAGACAUUGAACGACGGGACAAAAUGAAACGUGACGUAGAAGAAAUUCAACUUAAUAUGAAGCAAAUAUGCAAUGACGAGAGCAAAUUGGAGGACAAGUUUGGCAACUUCCCUUACCAUUCAACCGUCGACUUGAUAAAGUGGGAAUGGGAUUUGAGAAUCCUAAGGGGUCGUUUAGCCAGAUGUGGAGUCGACAUACACAUUUUACAAGGAUUGGUGACUAAACUGGUAUCAGAAGCGCACACUGCAGUCAAGUGGACGUUUCCACAAGUAAUCACAGGGCUUCUCCUCGCAAGUGCAGUAUUUGGACAUCGCUAUUACUGGGCUUCCAUGCCAGGCGUUUGGGAAGGUGGUUCUUUGAUCCUGGUGCUGAUUUUGCUCGUGCGCAAGGCUCACGAGUACUACAUCAUUGAUCAGAUGGUCCGUGAGGGCAACAGAGUCAAACGGGAAUUAGAAGAGUCCCGGCGCUGUUAUAUGAAGUGCAAAGUAACCUUAGAGGAGACCUUGCCUUCUUUGAAAGAGAUGGUUGAUAAAUUUGAUGGUGGGUCUUCCUCACCAAAGAUUAAGAGUGAAUGAUUUGAUUUGCAAAAGGCUCCAAGAGGCUUAUUUCUGAACUAAUUACUGGCAGUAAUAGCUUAAAAAGCAAAGGAAAAAACUCAAAAGCUAGAAGCAAAAGUGGAAGAGGUGAAAACUGAUUUGAUGUCAUUUUGUUGAGUUAUUAAGUAAGUUCUUACCGAAUUUUUCCAAACGAUGACUUACUGCUACUUUUUCUCGAAGAAGAUAAUUUGAAAUCUUCCUCGUGUUAUGAAAGGAUUGUUUUGCUAGCACUCAGGUUUUUGUUCUUCCAGUUUAAAUUUGGAGUUCACAAUGAAUGAAAACAGGUAGGAUUCUACAAAGUACCUCGAAAAGGCCUCUUGAAGCUAAAUGAAGGACUCGAAUCAUCACACUUAAUCAAGUAAACCUAGAACCUAACUCAUAAAGUUAACUUUUAUCUUAUAGAGCUUGAGAUAACUCUCAUUUGGGGAUGGCGAGUAGAAGCACAUGGUUAUAGCUAAAUAGCUAAUCCACAGACUUUGAAAUUAAUAAGGAGUUAAGUUGGAUAGCCUUAUGAACCAUGACAUAGCUUGAUGAAAGAACAAAAAAUUUAUGAAAGAGCCACAAAAUGUUAGUUGCCUUCUCUCACCUUUGUUCGCGCAACAAAGUGGAAAUACGAAGUGACCAUUACGAGUAUCAAACAACUGAAGUCAGACUCAAAAAAAGUAUUUUGAUCUUCAAUGGUGUAGCUUAUUUUGUUAUGAUGAGCUGUUUCCACAUGACUCGAUUAAUAUUAAUAUUUAUGGGUAGACACGAGGCACA